UUGCUAGCCGUCACCGAGUUCAUGUUUUUAUGCAUGUUGUUCGCUCUGUUCCUUGCUGCAACGACAAUCGCAGCAACAUCACCUCCUACGGCAACAUGACGGUGGCCACCAUGCUGGGCAUGGUUCCUGAGUGCAUGAUGUCAUGUCUUACCCAGAAUGUCUUUCAAGAUGGUGUUUGUCCGACAACUGACGCUGAAGCGCUGUCGGCAUGCAUUUGCACGAGCGCCACCAUCCAGUCGCGUCUUGCUGCUUGUGUACAAAGUUCAUGUCAGCUCUCUGAACAAGCAGGAGUAUCGUCUUUCACCGCCGAACUUUGCAAACCCUACCCGAUGGUAACUCGCGCCGGCGAAGUCAAGUCCGUCGCAAUUGCAACGAUGGUAAUAUCGACUAUUCUUCUGGUUUUGCGUCUCUAUUCGAGGUGGCUCAAAACGAGUCAAUUCUGGCUUGAUGACGCCUUUGCUAUCGUCGCUGGGGUUCUUCUGGUUUCAGUCGCUGUCGUCAUCCUGCAAAUGUCCCUCAUAGGCUUGGGUACGCACUACUGGAAUGUAUCGGCUGAAAACAUCGUUGAGCUUUUGAAACUCUACUACGUUUGCCAACUGACAUACAUCCCGGUCCAAGUCUUCUCCAAGGUAUCCAUCUUGGCAUUGUUUUCUCGGCUAUUCCAGGAUUUUAAUUCCACGUUGCAUAAGGUCGUAAGAGGUAUGAUUUACUUCAUGUUCAUUCAUGGUGUGGUGUUCCUUCUUGUUGUCAUUUUCCAGUGCUCGCCGAUCAGGUCGAUCUGGGACAAGACGAUUGAUGGGAAGUGCAUUCCGAUCAAAGGCGCCCUCGGCUUCAGCGGCGCUGUCUUGAGUAUAGUGGAGGAUUUUGUCAUAUUGCUACUGCCCAUCCAUGAGAUCUGGAAACUGCAAAUGACCGCGAAGAAGAAAGCUGGUAUCAUUUUUCUUAUCAGUGUUGGAUCCUUUGCAUCAGUUUCCAGCAUCAUUCGCCUCGUAUUCGUCUUUCAAAACCCGAACAGCAACGACUCGACCUGGGAUGAUGUCGACAUCAUCAAAUGGUCGCUCAUUGAAGUCUUCUCAGCAUGCGCCUGCGGCAAUUUGCUGCCUCUUCGCCCGCUUGUGGAUAAAGUCAUGCACAGUGCCCGUUUCAUGUUCAGCUGGUACUCGGACUGGUCUCGAAAAUCCUCUGGGACAGCGUCUGCCGACCUCAAUAACUCCCAAUUGCAGCCUCGACAUAACCAGCCAUCCAAGAAAUCCAACUUGAUCUCCACUCUCAAUUUUACCCAUACGGAUCCCGAGCUCGGUCAUAAUUGGACGGGCUCACGUUUAGGAUCGUCAACGAUAUGUCAAAGUAUCAAACCGGACGAGCGUCAUAUCGUGGAGGAUAGCAGACCACGAAGUACGAGAAGGAGCUCGGAAACAUCAGCAAUAGAAUUAACGCAGUCAAUGCCAGCUAGAAGCGAGUCGAGAACCAGUGCCGGGAGUGAAAGAGAACUGGUAUCGAUAAGAGAAUAUACGAAACACUAA
Molecule: messenger RNA, 1523 nt
Organism: Dothidotthia symphoricarpi CBS 119687
Lineage: Eukaryota; Fungi; Ascomycota; Dothideomycetes; Pleosporales; Dothidotthiaceae
Exons: 5
Coding region: 30-1523 (497 amino acids)
Source: RefSeq, a predicted model, not a curated record